Molecule: messenger RNA, 2717 nt
Organism: Pristis pectinata (smalltooth sawfish)
Lineage: Eukaryota; Metazoa; Chordata; Chondrichthyes; Rhinopristiformes; Pristidae
Product: multiple epidermal growth factor-like domains protein 11
Exons: 17
Coding region: 696-2717 (673 amino acids)
Source: RefSeq, a predicted model, not a curated record
GAUUGUGAAAGAACAUGGUCAUCAUGUUGGCAGGUUUGUCAAACUGAAAUGGAAAGUAAAGCUGAGUAACAGGAACAAAGCAUGCUACACAGUUUCCCUGUCCUCGGGGUUACUACAACCCUGAGUCAAUAACCCAAAGUGUGGACAGUUGCUUACCCUGCCCCCCAGGGCAUUACUGUGAGAAAGAAAAGCUCACCACUGUAUCAGGAAAAUGCAAAGCAGGCUGGUUUUGUGUAUCAGCCGCUUGGACAGCCCAGCCAUUUGACCUUGAUAACUACACGACUGCAAACUGUCUCUGCCCAGCAACAGCUACUGGGGGAAAAUGCCAGCCAGGUUUUUACUGUCCUGAAGGUAGUGUUGAGCCAAUACCAUGCCCACCAGGUGCUUUCUGCAAUGAUUCAGGUUUGUCAGAACCAAGUGGGAAGUGUAGCCCUGGAUAUUACUGUGUUGGAGGAGCUACUCAACCACAAAAUACUGAUGGCACCACUGGUAAUAUAUGUCCCCGAGGUUCUUACUGUGGUCCUGGAUCAGAGGAACCAACUCCAUGCCCACCAGGAACUUUCUCUGAUGUCCAAGCACUGUGUGAUGUGUCAGAAUGUUUACCUUGUGCAUGCUGGUUUUACUGUGAAAGCCCUGGACUCACUGUUCCAACUAAUCUCUGUUCUGAAGGAUUCUACUGUCCACCAGGUCAAAAUAUGAGUAGGGCUAUUGUUUGUCCUCCAGGACACUACUGUCCAGAGGGAAGUCCCAGCCCUAAAAUGUGUGACUCGGGUACCUGGCAGGAUUUGGAAGGCCAGGGGCAGUGCAAGCCAUGUGAAGCAGGAUAUUAUUGUGACAACAGCGUUGGACCAGUUAUUGAUUUUAAAUUUUACCCAUGCCCACAAGGGUAUUAUUGCCCUGUGGGAACUUGGGCUGCCACUCAACAUGGAUGUCCUCCUGGUACAUUUGGCCAGAGUGCAGGCCUGCAAGAUGUCAACGAUUGUCAACCUUGUUCUCCCGGGAAAUAUUGUGCAUCAUUUGCAUUGAAAGCACCUUCAGGAGAUUGUUUGAGUGGAUUUUGGUGUAAAAAUGGAUCCUACACUGAAAGUCCGAUUGAUGGGAAGACUGGAGAACCUUGUCCAACUGGAAACUACUGUCCAUCAGGAACCUCUACUCCCAUUCCUUGCCCAGCUGGUACCUGGUCAAACAGCACAGGCAGUAAAACCCAAGAGGAAUGUCAGCUUUGUCCUGGGGGAUGGUACUGUAACAGCACUGGACUUAAAUCACCAUCAGGACCAUGUGCCUCUGGGUACUACUGUACCAAAGGAGCUCCUUCUCCCAGGCCCACCGAUGGGAUUACUGGCAACCCAUGUAAGGUGGGCCACUUUUGCCCAGAAGGAAGUAUUGACCCCAUUCCUUGCAAAUCUGGAACCUACAUGAUGGCAACACAUGCAAGUGAGUGUCUGGUCUGUCCAGCUGGCAGAUACUGCAUUACUGGGUUGGAACCAUCACCAUGUCCUGCAGGUUUCUAUUGUCCAAAGGGAACAGAAUAUGACUGGCAGCCCUGUCCACGUGGAACCUACAGCCCUGUGGAAGGUUUGGCACGUGUCUCCGAAUGCAGACCCUGUGACAGAGGAAAAUAUUGUGCAUUUCAGAAUUCAGUGGAAGUCACGGGGGAAUGUUGGGAGGGGUACUACUGCAUGGAAGGAUCCGAAUCACCAGCACCUGACUUCAGUGUUAGAGGGAAUGCUGGUCCUUGUCCAGUGGGACAUUAUUGCCCUGUGGGAACAUCUAGUCCUAGGCCAUGUCCACCAGGAACUUUUAGCAACCAAUCCAAGCUGGUUUCACAGAGUGACUGCACCCCUUGUAUCUAUGGUCAUUACUGUGGCUCAGAAGGUCUCGUGACACCUUCAGGUGAAUGCUGGGGAGGUUUCUACUGCCUACAAGGAGCAAAAGUGCCAAGGAAUCCAGUCAUGGAUGGAACUGGAGGACCCUGUCCCUCAGGUCAUUUCUGUCCAAAUGGCACAGCUUUUCCAUUGGGAUGUCCUGCAGGAACCUACAAUGUUCUCGAAGGUCAGAGUACCUGCAGACCAUGUGUUGAAGGAUACUUCUGUCCUUCAAAUACUUCAUCUUAUGAAAAUAAUAUCUGCUCGCCUGGCCAUUACUGCCCUUCAGGAACAGGAUCUAAAGAUAAGUUUCCCUGCCCCAGAGGAACUUACAAUCGACAGUCAGGAAGGAUCAGUAUUUUGGAUUGUGUGCCAUGUGAUGCAGGACAUUACUGUGAGCAAGUUGGUCAAGAAGAUGUCACAGGACUCUGUGCUGCUGGUUAUUACUGCAUGAGGAUGGUCACAACUCCAACUCCCAAUGAUGGUAUUUCUGGGGCAGCUUGCCCUCCAGGACAUUUCUGUGUCAGUGGAGCUACUGCUCCUCAACCAUGUCCAGUGGGUUAUUAUAGCAACAGCUCUCAGAACUCUGGGAUGGAAGAUUGCCUCCCAUGCCCACCAGGAUUUUCCUGUGACAGGAAAGGACUCACUUCACCUUCCCAAGCCUGUGAUGCUGGGUUUUAUUGUCCAUCUGCCCAGAAUUCCAGCAGACCAGCUCCUUUCGUCUGUGCUAAAGGAAACCGGUGCCCACAGGGGAGUGCGGAACAACAACCAUGUUCCUCUGGCACAUAUCAGGAUCAGGUUGGGCAGGUACAAAGUACAAAAUUAUUCAUGUUUUACAGCAGAUGUGUAUAG